Molecule: messenger RNA, 615 nt
Organism: Oppia nitens
Lineage: Eukaryota; Metazoa; Arthropoda; Arachnida; Sarcoptiformes; Oppiidae
Product: lipoyl synthase 2, mitochondrial-like
Exons: 2
Coding region: 62-547 (161 amino acids)
Source: RefSeq, a predicted model, not a curated record
UAUUAAAAUAAAUUUUUAAAAUUAGGUAAUUUAUUAGCCAUUUUUAGUUAAAAUAACAAAUAUGGGGAAUAAUAAACAAUUUUUAAUUGUAGUGACUUUGAUUGCGUUGAUUUUAAUAGAUAAUACUCGAGUGAUUGAGUCUAAGCCAAAACCAUUACUAUUAUUGGCUGCCGGUGCCGGUAUCGGUGUCGGUGUUGGUGUCGGUGUAGGUGUAGCGGCUGCCGGUGUAGCGGCCGCUGGUGUAGCGGCCGGUACCGGUGCAGCCGCUACCGGUGCCGGUGUGGCUGCGUUUAAGCACUACAAAAAUAUUAUUAAAUAUAAAGAAGAUAUGAAAAUCUUGAUACGUGUUUAUGGAGACCAAUUCAAUGGUACGCUUAGCAAUGGGAUAGUCAUCAUAAAAAAUCCCGCUUUCUUUAAGUUAUCAAAGAAAAAACUUAAAGUUUCAUCCGAUAAAACAAAGUCUAAUACUAUCACUACUACUACUACUACUACUACUACUACUACUACCACUACUACUACCAGCAAAUCUUCAACUGGAAAGGAUUAAUUUAUUUAUAUUAAAAAUCCAAUUUUCAUAAAUAUAUGAUUUAAUUGUAAUUUAUUAAAUAUUAAUAA